AGAAAAUUAUUUAGCGAUCGUCUUACUUAAAACUGGAGCUUUGUCUUAAAGUUACAGUGGUAUUUAUCACAGAUUACUGAGUUGCUCACUGAUAAGCCAGAACGACCUCUCCUUGAUUGCAGUCAACUGUAGCAAGUUUGAACCGAUAAACAUAAAGAUGUCUAAAGCGAAGCGUGUCUGUGUGAUCGGUGCAGGUCCCAGUGGUAUGUCAGUAUUGUUUCACUUCAAUAAAUUGAAAGAACAAGGCAAAGAAAUUCCUGAAAUUGUGUGCUUCGACAAGCAGUCAGACUGGGGAGGGCUCUGGAAAUACUCCUGGGAAACUGGUAUCGAUCAGUUUGGUGAACCCGUCCAUGGAAGUAUGUACCGAGGCCUCUGGUCGAAUGGUCCGAAGGAGGCUUUAGAAUAUCCAGACUACACGUUCGAAGAUCAUUUCAAAAAGGCAAUUCCAUCCUUCCCACCCAGAGCGGUUCUCUUUGAUUAUCUACAAGGUCGUUGGACUAAAGGCCAUCUUCGACACUGGAUUCGUUUCAAUCAUGCCGUCCGCCAGGUGACCUACAAUGAUGACACUGACGACUUUUCAGUAGUUGUCAAAAGCCUUGUCGAGGACAAAGACCUUCCUGUUCAGAAGUUUGACUACCUUAUUGUAGCGACUGGUCACUUCUCUGUGCCGCACGUUCCCUCUUUUCCAGGAAUAGAGGAGUUUCCUGGUCGCGUGAUGCACUCGCACGACUUCCGAAAUGCCUAUCAGUUCCAAGGCCAGACGCUCCUCGUUGUCGGCUCCAGCUAUUCCGCUGAGGAUAUCGCUUUGCAAAACCUCAAAUAUGGCGCCAAGAAGAUCAUUUGCUCCUACAAGACCAGGCCAAUGGGCUUCAAGUGGCCCCCUGCGAUCACUGAGAGACCACUUGUAACAAAGAUCGUGGGCAAAACUGUCCACUUCAAGGAUGGUACCACUGCUGAUGUGGACGCCAUCAUUUUGUGCACCGGCUACUACUUCCACUUUCCGUUCCUUGAGGAGCGCCUCCGACUGAAGGCCAGGAAUAUCUUGUACCCCGCCGGGAUGUACAAGAAUGUGCUGUGGACCGAGGCUGGCAACAACAAGUUUUUCUACAUUGGAAUGCAGGACCAGUACUACACUUACACCAUGUUCGACGCGCAAGCCAAGUGGACCGUGAACUGCAUCACAGGGGAGCUCAAACUCCCUGACAAGGAAGCCAUGAAGAAAGACAUUGAGAAAUGGAUCACAAAGAUGAACGAACUGAAGGACUGCCACGAUGAUAUAAAUUUCCAGACUGAAUACUUGGUCGACAUCGCCAAGGAUGCAAACUACGGAUAUGACCUGGACACCGCCCAACAGUUCCAUGACUGGGAACAUCACAAACAUGAGGACAUCCUCACUUACAGAGAUCAAAGCCACGCAAGUAAGUUUACUGGAACCCAGUCCCCAAUUCACCACUCUACAUUCAUGAAAGCCCUUGAUGACUCGAUGGCGACUUUUCUGAACACCAAACGCUGAAAUACUACUGGCUGGAAACAAAUAAAGUUAGGCGUUUCUGAGGUGAUUAUUGUUUUAGUGUGAUUUUUAAAAGCACCAAGGACUAUUGAGGAAAAAGGUUAUGUCGUUGUGAAAAAACAUUUUAUUCUUGAGAGAGGUGUUGUUAGGAUUGAGAUACUUCGUAUACUGAAACAAAUUUUUAAGAAUCUGCGGUACUAAAUCAUGAUUUCGAUGUAAAACAUAAAGUGGUAGGUUCUGAAAAAUAGCUUCAAUCGUUUGAAAGUUAAAUGAUUUAAUAAACUGACAGCGAAAAUCA
Messenger RNA from Pocillopora damicornis (cauliflower coral), 1808 nucleotides. RefSeq lists its product as uncharacterized. Lineage: Eukaryota; Metazoa; Cnidaria; Anthozoa; Scleractinia; Pocilloporidae. The record is from RefSeq and is a predicted model, not a curated record. Gene Ontology annotation, molecular function: flavin adenine dinucleotide binding; NADP binding; N,N-dimethylaniline monooxygenase activity.